UGAACAGCUUCUGGCGGUAGUGAAAUGAAACUGUUGGAGUCUAAAUGUUGAGCAUUUAAAUCAAGUGUUUGAUUGUCAGGCUUUUGACUUGUAGUAUUUCGUUUUAAUCAUUCUACUUCGUUUAUAUGAUAAAGUACUGAUACUGAGUUGAAAGGGUUUAGGCAGCCCAAAUACACUCACUGUGAUAUGGAUAAUUUAAUGAUAAAUGUUGGCUCCUUGUGAUCUCACUUCUUUGAUCAAUUUUCUGUUAUAGUAUUCUUAUUUUGCAUGUUAAGGUGUUAAAGCCUGGAUUAUAUUCAAUUGUUAAUCAACCAAUCAACUAAUACCAUUCUGCUGUAAACAUUGGUGACUUAAAUUUUUUCUUUUACUUUAUCCAAUCGAAACCAUUGGGGUUUUAACGAUAUUUAGACCAAGCAUAAUCCAUGACAUUAUGUCGAAUAAUAAGAGUAACUUGGUUACAGCUGUUGGUCAAAAAUGGCUUGAAGUUCUCGAGAAAGAGUUUGACAAAGCAUUCGUCGACCUGGACCUUAUAGUAGGACAAUUUGAAGAUGAAUCCAAUGACCUCGUGUUUGAGGCCCGACAGCGAAUGGCUAAUAUGUCCUCCGUCUUUGCUCAAUUAGUUCACAAAACAGCUGUUGUAUUUGAGAAUAACAGCAAACUAGAAAUGGACUACCACUCGCUUUGGCAACAAUUAAUCAAAACAGAUAGUGAAAAAAGACUGCUGGAAUGCAAGCUAGCUGAUAAAUCAGCACAUUUAGCUGUUAUUUCUGAUACCUAUCACAGUAAACGCAGAUCAGGUGAGACAAGAUCCGUGAGAGCGCCUUUAUCUCUAUCAAACCACAGCGAUAAAGCAAAAGAGUCUUCAGAUGAGGUGAUUUUUCCCGCUAUUCAUGCCCAACAAGAGAUUAAAGCCUUGCGAAAAGAGAAUACCUCUCUUCGAAAAUACUUAUUGUGUAUCGAAAGUGAACUAUUUGGAGCUCGUUUAGCAGCAAAAUAUCUUGAUAAAGAGCUGUCUGGACGGAUACAACAAAUACAAUUGCUAGGUAAAUCAGAUUUGAAAGGACAAGAACAGGAUAGAGUUUGGAAUCAAUUGGAGGCAGAAAUUCAUCUACAUCGUCACAAAACUGUUGUUCGUCAUUGCAGAGCCGCUAACAGUGAUGCUCAAUUGCGUUUUAACAAUUCAAAAGUACCACCAGGACAUGAAUGGCCAUUAUUAAGGAAACGUAAAGGGAUCGGUGAUAUACGAGAUGUUGUUAUAGAACGUGAUAUGAAUGAAAGUUUAGGUAUUUCCAUUACCGGAGGAAAAGAACAUGGAGUUCCUGUUUUAAUCUCAGAGAUUCAUCCCAAUACUCCAGCGUCACGUUGUGGUCAAUUAUAUGUGGGUGAUGCUAUCUUUAACGUUAAUGGUAUUGAUUUAAGAUCUGUAAAGCAUGAAGAAGCCGCUGAAAUACUUUCAAAUGAAAGAGGUAAUUGCAGUUUACAGGUAGUUUUUGUCUCUCCGGACGAAGACGACGAAGAAGAAGAGGAAACAAAAUAUCCUUACUUUGACCCUGAGAUUGUAUCUAAAGUUGAUCUAAAUGAUAGUUUCAAUUCCAAUAAUGGAGAUGGAGAAACAAGUGGAGUUGAACAUGAAUCUGGGGACAGUGAUGGGGCCAUUUCUUCUGUUACCGAUACUUUUUCCCCGUCGCCUAGCAAAUUUUAUCCAGGCGUAGCUAAGCUAUGCGUCGAUGUUAAAGAGAAUGGAUUUGGCCAUGGCGAUCUUCCGAAUGUUAUUCAAAAGAAAGAAAAUCCAAAAUUUUCACAGCCUAUUACGUCAACUUUUACCAACUCUAAAAAAGAAACACUCAUUGAAUAAGAAGCAACAAACUAAUAAGUAUUAUUAUUAAUAUUUAUAUUUUCAAAGAAAAAUUAAAAUGGAUUUGUUAUGAUUUAUUUA
Molecule: messenger RNA, 1936 nt
Organism: Tetranychus urticae (two-spotted spider mite)
Lineage: Eukaryota; Metazoa; Arthropoda; Arachnida; Trombidiformes; Tetranychidae
Product: Golgi-associated PDZ and coiled-coil motif-containing protein
Biological process (GO): negative regulation of protein localization to cell surface
Cellular component (GO): Golgi apparatus; trans-Golgi network transport vesicle; membrane
Molecular function (GO): transmembrane transporter binding
Source: RefSeq, a predicted model, not a curated record